AUGUCAGGACCUGGUUUCAAUCCACAACAAACUCAAAAGUUUUUCAACUUACUAACUAAAGUGGCUUUACCCAUUGGGUUAUUAGUCACUGGUGUUGAUUAUUCCAUGUAUGAUGUUAAAGGUGGUUCUCGUGGUGUUAUAUUCGAUAGAUUAUCUGGUGUUAAGAGUACUGUAGUUGGAGAAGGUACUCAUUUCUUAGUACCAUGGUUACAAAAAGCUGUCAUCUAUGAUGUUAGAACUAAACCUAAGAGUAUUGCUACUAAUACAGGUACUAAGGAUUUACAAAUGGUUUCAUUGACUUUAAGGGUGUUACAUCGUCCUAAUGUUAAUGAAUUACCCAAGAUUUAUCAGAAUUUAGGGUUGGAUUAUGAUGAGAAGGUUUUGCCAUCUAUUGGUAAUGAAGUCUUGAAAAGUAUAGUGGCCCAAUUUGAUGCUGCUGAGUUAAUUACUCAAAGAGAAAUUGUUUCUCAAAGGAUUAAGAGUGAAUUGUCAAUGAGGGCCAAUGAAUUUGGUCUUAGAUUAGAGGAUGUGUCGAUUACUCAUAUGACAUUUGGUCCUGAGUUUACUAAAGCUGUUGAACAAAAGCAAAUUGCUCAACAAGAUGCUGAGAGAGCUAAAUUCUUGGUGGAAAAAGCUGAACAAGAAAGACAAGCCUCAGUGAUUAGAGCUGAAGGUGAAGCUGAAUCUGCAGAAUUUAUAUCCAAAGCGUUAGCUAAAGUCGGGGAUGGGUUAUUGUUGAUCAGAAGAUUAGAAGCUUCUAAGGAUAUCGCUCAAACUUUAGCUAAUUCUCCAAAUGUUACUUAUUUACCUGGACAAAAUCGUCAUAGUGGUAGUGGUACUGAUGGUGGUAAUUCAUCACCAAACUCUCUUCUAUUAAAUAUCGGACGUUGA
Molecule: messenger RNA, 891 nt
Organism: Naumovozyma dairenensis CBS 421
Lineage: Eukaryota; Fungi; Ascomycota; Saccharomycetes; Saccharomycetales; Saccharomycetaceae
Gene: PHB1
Product: prohibitin subunit PHB1
Exons: 1
Coding region: 1-891 (296 amino acids)
Biological process (GO): mitochondrion organization
Cellular component (GO): mitochondrion; membrane
Source: RefSeq, a predicted model, not a curated record